Ichthyophthirius multifiliis is the source of this 1752-nucleotide messenger RNA. RefSeq names its product serine esterase, putative. The transcript is spliced from 4 exons. Lineage: Eukaryota; Ciliophora; Oligohymenophorea; Hymenostomatida. The record is from RefSeq and is a predicted model, not a curated record.
AUGCAAUUCCUUUAGGUAUUUUUUUAGUUUUUAAUUUUUUUUUUUAAUUAUAAAAAUAUAUAUACAUAUAUAUAUAUAUAUAUAUAUAUUUAUAUAUAUUUAUAUAAUUUUUUUUUGCUAAUUUAUUAGAUUUUAGAUUUAGAACAUAACCUAUAUAAUUAAGUCAUUUUGCAAAAUUAACUCCUGAAUAAAAACGAUUAAUACUUGAAAGCAAAAAUUAAAAUAAAAUUUCUGUUUUUUAAACUUUAUAAUAAUAAUAUGGGAGUAUACAAAUAUAAUAUAAUAUAAUAUUUAUCUAAAAAGCAAAAAAAUUAUAUAGAAAUUAAUUGUGAUGAUAUGUAUUUUUUAUUUGUUAAAAAACAACAAUAAGUGCAUGAAAAUUUACUUAAAUAUUAUGAAUAUGUUAAGAAAAAAUGCAUAACAGAAAAACAAAAAUAAACAUUUAAAAAAUUUUUAUAACCUCCUUAAAAUUUAAUAAAUGCUGAAUAUAUAAUAAAUGAAACUACAACAAAUAACUAAAACAUUGAUAAACAAAACGAUUUAAACUAUAUACUUCAAAACAGAUACAAAACUACAGACCCCGAAAACAUUACACACGCAAUUUUGAAUGAAUCAAAUUUAAUAGGGAUAUAAAUACUUUAAAUAUGGUACAAAUGUUUAGAUUUGUUUAAAAUAUCGCCCUAAUAUUGUUUAUAUUUCUUCAAUUUAGAAUACUAAAAAGAAGAAAAAGAACGAAAUUAAAUAUACAUAAUAAAGUAAAAUCCAAGCACUAACCAAGUAUCUGAGCAAAACGAGAAAACAGCUUAAAAAACACGACAGAAAAUACAAAACUAUUAAUUUAAAGGAAUCAGAAAAAUCGAAUAAAUCUAACCAUCAAUAAAACCUGAAAAUCACCCAUUAAUUUUCGAAGAAACAAUUAUAAAAAAGGAAGAUAAAAUAAACAAAAAAAACAUAAAAGAAUAAAUUCAUUUAUUUAUUCUCGUACAUGGAUUUCAAGGAAAUUCAUUUGAUAUGAAAGUUUUUAGAAAUUAUCUUACCUAUUUAUAUCCAGAAUCGCUCUUUUUAUCUUCUAAUUGUAAUGAAGAUAGUACAGUUGGAGAUAUUUAAGAAAUGGGAAAAAAUCUUGCUAAUGAGAUUAUUAAUUUUAUAUAAGAAACAUGUUAAGUUGAUAUUUUAAGCAGAAUUUCAUUUAUUGGAUUUAGUUUAGGUGGUAUUAUUAUAAGAGCUGCUUUACCUUAUUUGGAAGAUUAUAGUUAAAAAAUGUAUUCUUUUAUUACUCUCUCAUCUCCUCAUUUAGGAUUUAUGUAUAAUUCAAAUAUUAUUAUAGAAGCAGGACUAUGGUUUUUAAAAAGAUGGAAAAAAAGUGAAUGUUUAUAAUAACUUUCACUUACUGAUCAUAAUGAAAUAGAAGAGUGUUUUUUAUAUAAAUUAUCUUAAUAUAAGGGUAUUGGAUGGUUUAAAAAUAUUUGUUUGGCUUCUAGCUUCUAAGAUAGGUAUGCACCAUUUGAUUCAGCUAGAAUUUAAUUAACUAAAGAAGGAUUAAAUUCUGAAAAAGGAAAAAGAUACACAGAAAUGACUAAAAAUAUUCUAGAUUAAAUUAAUGCAGAUUUCUUUAAUAGAUUAGAUGUACAUUUUGAUAUUUAAGAAAGAAAUUUUGAUACUAUUAUUGGGAGGACAGCUCAUAUAUAAUUUAUUGAAUGCUAAUAUUUAAUUAAAUUAAUUGUUUCUAAUUACGAUAUUUUAUUAAAAUGA